CAUCAGAAUUGCACAACUUCGCUGCUCUUGUAUUUUCAAAGCAGAAAAAAUAAGUAGUAGGAAAUGGGAUCGCCUAAGAUCUCCUUAGCAUUAUUUAGCUUCAUUCUCCUAGCAAUCUUCUGGCCGUCUCGAGCUCAAAACUCACAGCAAGACUAUGUCGAUGCUCAUAACGCAGCUCGUGCACAAGUCGGUGUUGGCCCGCUAGCUUGGGACGACACGGUGGCUGCCUAUGCACAAAACUACGCCAAUCAGAGGAUAAACGACUGCAAUCUGGUGCACUCUGGCGGCCGUUACGGUGAGAACUUAGCUGAAGGCAGCGGAGACUUAACGGGCACGGAUGCCGUCAAUCUGUGGGUAAGUGAGAAGCAAUACUACGAUUACAACUCCAACACAUGUGCUCAAGGGCAGCAGUGCGGGCACUACACUCAGGUGGUUUGGCGCGACUCGGUCCGUCUGGGCUGUGCUAGGGUUCAAUGCACAAAUAACGGUUGGUGGUUCGUGAUUUGCAGUUAUGAUCCCCCUGGCAACUAUGUUGGUCAGCGUCCUUAUUAGCAGGGACAUAUAUUUUAAAGCCUUGCUUAAUGAUUAUGAGACGUAUACUCUUUCAAGCUUUAGCUUUGGAAAGAGAAUGAAAUAAGGUGACAUUUUGCAAUACUUGUUUAUGUUUGUCUGGUGACACAUAUUAUCUUUGUCUUUCUCA
Messenger RNA from Coffea eugenioides, 700 nucleotides. Its product is annotated as pathogenesis-related protein 1A-like. Bases 64 to 552 code for a protein of 162 amino acids. Lineage: Eukaryota; Viridiplantae; Streptophyta; Magnoliopsida; Gentianales; Rubiaceae. Gene Ontology annotation, cellular component: extracellular region. The record is from RefSeq and is a predicted model, not a curated record. The transcript has a single exon.